AUGCUGCUGGUGCCUCCACCACCGGAGCCUCUUCCGUCUGGGCCUCUACCGCUGCCGCUGGUGCCUCCGCAGCCCAAGCCACUACCACCUGGGCCUCUACUGGUGCUGCUGCUGCCUCCGCAACCCGAGCCUCUACCGCCUGGGCCUCUGCCGCUGCUGCUGGUGCCUCCACAGCCCGAGCCUUUACCGCCUGGGCCUCUGCCACAUGGGCCUCUGCUGCUGGCGCUGAUAACUCCUCACCCUGAGCCUCUACCGCCUGGGCCCUUGCCGCUGCCGCUUCCACCGCCAGAGCCUCUACCGCCUGGGCCUCUGCCGCUGGUGCCUCCGCCACCUGAGCGUCUUCCGUCUGGACCUCUGCCGCUAACGCUGGUGCCUCCGCCGCCUGAGCCUCUUCCGCCUGGGCCUCUGCCGCUGCCGCUGGUGCCUUCGCCACCAGAGCCUCUACCGCCUGGGCCUCUAGUGGUGCCGAUGUUGCCUCUGCCGCCAGAUCCUCUCCCGCCCGGGCCUCUGCCACUGCCGCUGGUGCCUCCACAGCCUGAUUCCCUACCACCUGGGCCUCUACCACUGCCACUGGUGCCUCCGCCAUCAGAGACUCUACCGCCUGAUGCUCUGGUGCUGGUGCCUCCAGUUCCAGAGUCUCUACCGCCUGGGCCUCUACCGCCUCAGCCAAUGCUGCCUGCGCCAUUGCUCCUGCCGCUGGUGCCUCAGUUUCCCGAAUCAGUACCACCUGAGCCUAUGCUGCUGGUGCCUCCACCACCGGAGCCUCUUCCGUCUGGGCCUCUACCGCUGCCGCUGGUGCCUCCGCAGCCCAAGCCACUACCGCCUGGGCCUCUACCGGUGCUGCUGGUGCCUCCGCAGCCCGAGCCUCUACCGCCUGGGCCUCUGCCACUGCCGCUGGUGGCUCUGCAGCCCGAACCCCUACUGCCUGGGCCUCUGCCACAUGGGCCUCUGCUGCUGGCUCUGGUAACUCCUCACGCUGAGCCUCUACCGCCUGGGCCCUUGCCGCUGCCGCUUCCACCGCCAGAGCCUCUACGGCCUGGGCCUCUGCCGCUGGUGCCUCCGCCGCCAGAGCCUCUACCGUCUGGUCCUCUGCCGCUGCCACUGCUGUCUCCGCAGCCUAAGCCUCCACCGCCAGAGCCUCUGCCACCUGGGUCUCGGUAGCUGCUGCUGGUGCCUCCACAGCCCGAGCCUUUACCGCCUGGGCCUCUGCUACAUGGGCCUCUGCUGCUGGCGCUGGUAACUCCUCACCCUGAGCCUCUAUUUUUUUUUUUAAUAACAUAUUUGUUGAAAUUUUCAAGAAAUCCAAGAAAAAAGAAAAAGAAAAAAGAAAA
Messenger RNA from Podarcis muralis (Common wall lizard), 1331 nucleotides. Lineage: Eukaryota; Metazoa; Chordata; Lepidosauria; Squamata; Lacertidae. The record is from RefSeq and is a predicted model, not a curated record.